AUGCCCUGCCCCGGUGGCCCCUCCCUGGCCCGGGCCAGCCCAGCCAUGCCCACGCGGGAGGAGGAGCCCAGAGACCAGCAGCUCCUGGUGGUGCUUCGGAUCCGGCCCCUCAGUGAUGCAGAGCUGGAGGAAGGAGCCACCACCACCGCCCACAAAAUGGGGGACCAGAUGGUGGUGCUCAUGGACCCUGGCGAGGACCCCGAGGACACGAUGCGCACACACCGGUCCCGGGAGAAGACCUUCAUCUUUGACGCAGUGUUCGACCAGCACGCGUCCCAGGAAGACGUGUACCGUGCCACCACACAGCACUUGGUCGAAGGGGUCGUUUCCGGCUACAAUGCAACCGUCUUUGCAUACGGCCCGUCAGGUGCCGGGAAGACCUACAGCAUGCUGGGCAUGGACGCAGAGCCGGGCAUCUACCUGCAGGCACUCAGGGACCUGUUCAGGGCCAUCGAGGACACCCGCGACAACAUGGACUACAGCGUGUCCAUGUCCUACCUCGAGAUCUAUAACGAAAUGAUCCGGGACCUCCUGAACCCGUCCUCAGGGUUCUUGGAGCUGAGGGAGGAUGCCCGGGGCAGCAUACAGAUCGCAGGCAUCACAGAGGUGUCCACCUCGAACGCCCAGGAGAUCAUGCAGCUGCUCACCAAGGGCAACCGGCAGCGCACGCAGGAGCCCACAGCCGCCAACACCACGUCCUCACGUUCCCACGCCGUGCUGCAGGUGACGGUGCGCCAGCGCUGCCGCGGCACCCACCUGGCAGAAGAAGUGCGCGUGGGGCGGCUCUUCCUGGUGGACCUGGCCGGCUCGGAGCGCGCGUCCCAGACCCAGAACCGAGGGAAGAGGAUGAAGGAGGGUGCCCACAUCAACCGCUCGCUGCUGGCACUGGGGAACUGCAUCAACGCGCUCAGCGAGAAGGGCGGCGGCCGCGCGCAGUAUGUCAACUUCCGGGACAGCAAACUCACGCGCCUGCUGAAGGAUGCCCUCGGGGGGAAUAGCCAAACAGUGAUGAUCGCCCACAUCAGCCCGGCCAGCACGCACUUCGAGGAGUCGAGGAACACCCUGCUGUAUGCCUACAGGGCCAAGAACAUCAAGACCAGGGUCAAGAGGAACCUGCUGAGCGUGUCCUACCACAUAGCUCAGUACACGGACGUCAUCUCUGACCUGCGCAGGGAGAUUGAGCACCUCAAAUCCAAAAUUGAGAAGCAGGCAAAGGAGAAAAGCAACCCGAGCGUCAGAGAUGUACCAGUCCCAGUGUCCCCCCUUGAUGGAGAGGACAGCCACCUGCAGAUGAGCAAGAUCCGGGCUCAGCUCAUCGGGGCCUUCAAGGAGCAGCUGGAGAUGCGCCGCAGCCUGGUGGAGCUGGAGAACGGCCACAUCGAGCUGCACGUGGACAUGUCCCGCCACCUGCUGACCAUUGCUGACUGGGAGCGAGAGAGGAGUCACCAGGAACCCCGGGACCCCGCAUCCAUGAAGGAUGAGGAGCUGGCGGAGGCUGAUGGGGACGGGGAUGGAGAGGAGGGCGCAGAGCCGCCCGAGGUGGCACUGGCCCGGGAGGAAGUCAACAUACUUCUUGCUGAGCAACGGAAAAAUGCAGCCCUCAAGGCCGGGCUGGAGCAGCGCCUGGCCCAUGCCAAGAGGAAGGCGUCCCAGCUGGAGCGGCUGCUCCCGGGCCAGAGCGUCAGCGCGGAGCAGCGGGAGGUGCUGCAGCUGCUCUGCCGCGUGCACGAGCUGGAGGUGGGCAGCACCGAGCUGCAGGCCCACAGCCUGCGCAGGAAGAACCUGCUGUGCCAGAAGGACUUCGUCAUCCAGCGCUACCACCAGCACCGGCUGCUGUGCGAGCAGCUGAUCCAGGACCAGCAGCAGCUCAUCCACGAGGCUGGCAUCCCGGUGCCCGAGGAUCUGCAGCAGCGCUUCCGCCUGUACUCACGGGAGCUGGGCGAGGGCUCGCUGAACCGCCUCCUGCUCCUGCACUCCGUCAUGUCUAGCUCCCUGCGGGAUGGCUCUGUCCUGUGUGUCUCUCCCGCACCUGAGGAGGCCACCCGCGAGCCACAGGCCAACAGGAAGGACCUGCCCUGGGGCGCCCAGUUCGAGUUGCCCCCGAUUCUGCUGGAGACAGACAGUGACGGCCACAGGUCAGCAAAGGGCACCCCGUCCAAGUCACUGGGGAAGGCAGACGCCCUGCUGCCCCCGACGUCCGUCCGCAUCCUGCUGACGCCCCCAAGUCACGAGAAGCCUAGCCCCCUGAGCGUGAAGAACUUGGUCUCCAAACUGUACCCCCCGGCCAACCUGGACCUGGGCCCCACCAACAGCACGGGAGGGGAGGCGCUGAGCCCCCAGACACUCCGGGAGAUGGCUGAGGGCACCAAGGGCAUCACGCUCAUCGCUGCCAGCCGGCGUGCCAAGGCCCAGGACCGCGAUGGUGGCAGCGACCGCUCCUCCCUCCACCUGCCGGAUGACGUGACCCUCGACUCCAGGGACCCCAGCCCUGCAGACCGGAGGUGGCGCCAGACCAGCCCAAGCCGGGACCGCUCCCUGGAGAGGAAGGCCAGGAAGAAGAGGUCCCCAUCCCUCACCAGGGGCACGGUCCAUGAGCCCCCUACUGAGAGCCAGCCCUCCGUGCCCCUCCAGCUGUCCAAGUCGCCAGGAAAGAGCUUCUUCCCCGCAGUGCCUACUGCCGCCAAGAUAAAACCCAGCCUCAGCUCCCACUCAGACGAGCAUUCGCUCAGCUUCACCUUCCCCAGCGCUGUGUGGCAGAGCACCUCCGCGCCCAGCAGAGGGCCCCUCCUGCCCCGGGACGUGCGAGGGUCCAUGAACACUGGGAGUCACCGCCACAGCCCACUGCCUCCCAGUGACCCCCGCAGGCCCCCAGGUGGCAGUGCCAAGCGGCCCCGAAGACCAAGCUGCCACUGA
Molecule: messenger RNA, 2913 nt
Organism: Sorex fumeus (smoky shrew)
Lineage: Eukaryota; Metazoa; Chordata; Mammalia; Eulipotyphla; Soricidae
Product: kinesin-like protein KIF19
Exons: 21
Coding region: 1-2913 (970 amino acids)
Biological process (GO): microtubule-based movement
Molecular function (GO): ATP binding; microtubule binding; microtubule motor activity
Source: RefSeq, a predicted model, not a curated record